Molecule: messenger RNA, 2138 nt
Organism: Williopsis jadinii
Lineage: Eukaryota; Fungi; Ascomycota; Saccharomycetes; Phaffomycetales; Wickerhamomycetaceae
Gene: CAT2
Product: carnitine O-acetyltransferase CAT2
Exons: 1
Coding region: 113-1960 (615 amino acids)
Biological process (GO): carnitine metabolic process
Cellular component (GO): peroxisome; mitochondrion
Molecular function (GO): carnitine O-acetyltransferase activity
Source: RefSeq, a predicted model, not a curated record
CACAAAAAUGUGACUUCAAUGGGCCAUCUGUUGUAUAAAAGGGAUCUUGUUCUUCCUCUUAUUCCACACCGGGGUACACUUAACGCGCUUAAUCGAUAGACUACACAGGGAAAUGUUUAAGAGAAUGGGCAGAAAGUUUUCAACAUAUGCACCAAAGUUCAAAGGUGAGACUUACAAGUUUCAAGACCAGCUACCAUCGCUGCCAGUGCCAACAUUGGAGGCCACUAGGGCGCGCUACCUCAAGUCCAUAAAGCCAUUUGUUGCUUCUGAGCAGGAGUACAAGGAGCACGAGGCACUUGUGGACGACUUCUUCAAGACUCAGGCGCCAGCUCUCCAAGAGAGACUGACUGAGCUCCAGGCCACUUCCAGAAACUGGUUGUCUAAGUACUGGGAUGAUUAUGCCUACUUGCAGUACAACGACCCGGUUGUUCCAUACGUCUCGUACUACUACGGCCACAAGCCAUUGCCACACGAGUUGCGCUCAAUCGGUAAGAACCAGCUGUACAAGACCGUUGCUAUCAUUGAGAAGGUUACCGACUUCAUCGAGUUGUUGAAGAAUGAGACCCUGCCACCUGAGGUUAUCCGUGGUACCCCAUAUUGUAUGAAGUCCUUCCAGGUCAUGUUCAACAACUCUCGUUAUCCAAAGGAGUUGGGCCAGGACUCUAACGUUUUCUACUCCCUGGAGGAGAAUGGAUUCGUUGUUGUUAUCAAGAACAACCACUUCUUCAAGCUCUACACCCACAAGGGCCAGGAGAGAUUGCCAUCUUCCGAAGUGCACAAGCAAUUGAUUGAUAUUGUGAGAAUCGCCAACGGACUGCCAAAGGGUAAAGCUGUUGGUGCAUUGACCACUUUGCCAAGAGACCAAUGGUUCCAUGCCUACCAGGAGUUGAACAAGUCCCCAAUUAACGUUGCCUCUAUUACUGAUAUUCACAAGUCCGCUUUUAUCAUCACUUUGGAGGAUGAACAACCGGUUACCUACGAGGACAGAGCUCACUUUGCAUGGCACGGAAAUGGUGAAAACAGAUUCUUUGACAAGCCAAUCCAAUUCUUUGUUGCAAAGAACGGAUACUCUGCUUUCAUCGCUGAACACUCCAAGAUGGAUGGUACUCCAACACUUUUGUUGAACGAAGUAGUCAACAGAGAGUUGCACAAGCUGAACCCACAGGAAUUCUUGAAAUCUUUGGAAUUUGGCAUCUCUGAGCAAGGCUCUGUUGAAGCCAGGCACUUGAGAUUCGAGGUUUCUCCAGUUGUUGAGAGUGCAAUUGCAGAUGCAAAGGCAAACUUCAAGAGUGAGAUUGACAACCACGAUGUGUCUGUGUUCCACUACAACAAGUACGGUAAGAACCAGAUCAAACAAUUCAAGACGUCGCCAGAUGCUUUUAUCCAAAUGAUCAUCCAAUUGGGUUUCUACAAGAUGUCCGGUACUGUUUGGCCAACUUAUGAGGCUGCAUCUACCAGAAAGUUCUACGGUGGUCGUACCGAAGCUACUCGUUCUGUCUCUGAGGAGUCUCUCAGAUUUGUUCAAAACUGGGAGAACCCAUCUGUCUCUGAUGCUCAAAGAGCUGCUGAUUUCCAAGAGGCUGUCAAGUCCCACAUGGAGUACAUCAGAGCAGCAUCUAACGGUGAAGGUUGUGACCGUCACUUGCUCGGUCUCAAGUUCCAGUUGAAGGAUGGCGAGAAGCCGCACCCAUUGUUCUCCGACCCAUUGUUCAACUACUCCUCGACUUGGCUCAUCUCCACUUCGCAACUGUCAUCAAACUACCACGAUGCCUACGGCUGGAGCGAAGUCAACCCUAUUGGCUGGGGGCUGGCUUACCAAGUCAACAACGACUUCUUGCACAUCAAUGUCUGUACAAGACGUUCGUCCGGCAAUGACUCCAAGACCUUGAGAUUCUACUUGGAGGAGGCGGCCACUGAGAUCUUUGAGGUUUUGAUCAAGCAACAAAAGCCUAAGCUAUAGAGCAUCUCACCUGUCUGUAUAGGAUAAAGAGUCCAUGAAUCACUUUCUCUGUAACUUGCUUCUCUCAAUAUCACAUUCUGUAGAAUAAAUGCUCAUUCAGAGCCUGCCAAUGCUAUAAUACCCCGUGCCAAUUGGGUGCUGUGGCUUGUCAAAAUUAGCUCAGUUCCCCUUCUAUGAU